This is a messenger RNA of Cornus florida, 1904 nucleotides long. RefSeq names its product transcription initiation factor TFIID subunit 15. The record is from RefSeq and is a predicted model, not a curated record. Gene Ontology annotation, molecular function: RNA binding. The coding region runs from base 206 to 1399 and encodes 397 amino acids. Lineage: Eukaryota; Viridiplantae; Streptophyta; Magnoliopsida; Cornales; Cornaceae. The transcript has 8 exons.
GACUCGGACAGGCCCGGUCUAAAGCCCACUACCCAUUUUACACCAGUGGCGUGGGUUCAUCUUCGUAGCUCCGUCGCUCCGACGUCUUUCCAUCAUCAUCGUGUCUUCUCUCUCGCUCUCGCUCUCGCUCUCGCUCGCGCGCUCUCUCUCUGUUGGUAACUUGGUGCUGGUUUUAUCUGCUGUGAUUUCAUGAAAUUGGAGCUCAAUGGCAAGCUACUUAGGAAAAGAAGCCCCUUCAAAUGGAUCGAUCUAUGUUUGUGACUUGCCUCCUGGGACUGAUGAAAGUAUGUUAGCUGAAUAUUUUGGCACAAUUGGGUUGCUAAAGAAAGACAAACGAACAGGUCUACCAAAGAUAUGGUUAUACCGAGACAAGGUCACGAACGAGCCAAAGGGAGAUGCGACAGUGACAUAUGAAGAUCCACAUGCUGCAGUAGCUGCUGUUGAAUGGUUCAACAAUAAGGAUUUUCAUGGAACCACCAUUGGAGUUUUUAUAGCAGAGUCAAAAAGCAAAGACGAUCAGUUGUAUAACUCGGGGAACCAUGUUGGAGAUCCAAGCUUAGGUGCUGAUUUUGGUGGGCUGGAGGAAAGUUCAAAGGAGAUGAAUGGAAGUGGCGGAAGAGGUAGGGGUGAUGCUUCAGGGAAGGCAUGGCAACAAGAGGGAGACUGGAUGUGUCCGAAUACAAGUUGUUCCAAUGUAAACUUUGCAUUUCGUGGAGUGUGCAACCGUUGUGGAACUGCUCGACCAGCUGGUGCCUCUGGGAGUGGUGCAGGGGCUGGUGGUCGGGGGAGAGGCCGCAGUGGCCCUGAUUCUGGAGGCCAUGGCCGUCCAGGUGGUGGUCCUACAGGACUGUUUGGUCCAAAUGAUUGGCCUUGUCCAAUGUGUGGCAACAUCAACUGGGCAAAGCGCACAAAAUGCAACAUCUGCAACACCAACAAACCUGGUCACAAUGAGGGUGGUGUAAGAGGAGGACGUGGUGGUGGUUACAAAGAACUUGAUGAAGAGGAAAUAGAGGAAACUAGACGACGUCGACGGGAGGCUGAAGAGGAUGAUGGUGAAUUGUAUGAUGAGUUUGGCAAUCUGAAGAAGAAGUUUCGUGCAAAAACGCAGCAAGCUGAAGCUAAGCAGGUGCUUCCUGGUGCUGGGCGUGCAGGAUGGGAGGUUGAGGAACUAGGUAUGAGUGACAAAGAUGGAAGAGAAAGAAGCAGAGACAGAGGAAGAGAACAAGAUGAGAGGGAAAGCAGCAAGAACCGAGAACGAGAUGAUAGAGGAAGGCGCCGGAGCAGAAGUCGAGAGAGGGACAGGGGAAGAGAUAGAGACCGAGGUUAUGACUAUGAUCGAGGCAGAGAAUAUGGCAGGGACAGGGACCGUGAUCGGGACCGGAGUAGGUAUUAUUACUGAGGAUAGUACUAAAGAUUAUGAGAAUUUGGUGGUUGUACGAUGUUGGAUUUGCCUGAGUGGUUUCGUUUUGGGCGUAUGCUGGUGGGAAAGAUGACACCGUUUCGUUUUGGGCGUAUGCUGGUGGGAAAGAUGACACCGCCCCUGUUUAGCUUGAACUAAUCCUUACAUUGGAUUCUAGGUCUUUCUUUUCCUCUUGUACCCAUUUUUCUGGAGAACUUCGAUUGGUGCUAUCAUGUAAUGUUUCUUGUUAUUCGGGUGACACAGUAUUGGGAGAUCUAUGGUAUCCAGACCAGAACUUGGAAACGUAUCUGUUUGAAGUUAAUCUCCAUAAAUCUUCAAAUUAAGUUGAAUUUAGGGGCAUCGUUGUGAUUUCUAUAAUCACCUAACAUGGAAGGGCAACUGCCUAUCUGUUUUCAUUCGAGUGUUUUUUUUUCUUUUUCAAUAUAACUUUCACCUGAAUGCUGUUACAUGAGUGCUUUUGGAUUAUUAAAUCAACUUUGUUAAA